Messenger RNA from Zea mays, 1084 nucleotides. Its product is annotated as putative ATP synthase protein YMF19. The transcript has a single exon. Bases 549 to 1010 code for a protein of 153 amino acids. Gene Ontology annotation, cellular component: membrane; mitochondrion. NCBI's taxonomy places the organism in Eukaryota, Viridiplantae, Streptophyta, Magnoliopsida, Poales, Poaceae. The record is from RefSeq and is a predicted model, not a curated record.
UGCUUGCUCGCCCGAUCCGUCGAUCUUCUCGAGAGGAGCAGUUCAAAUCACCCUGUACGGAUCCAUUGGGAUCACCUAGAGCCGCGAGUCCAGUUGAGUGAAUCCUUUCAGGCUGGAUGGAUGCGGUGGGCUAGCUCUGCUCUCUUCUCGAAAUUGCAUAUUGCAUAGAGUAGUAUUGUACGAAACGAUAUCUCGUAACGGAAGGAUGGAAACCAAGAGAAAGAAGACAGCUCUAUCUCAGAAGUGAGCUCCGUCUCACAAGUUAGCUCCGUCGACACCUCGAGCUAUUCAAACGAGUGUUCAGUCAUCAGAUCUCAAUAUCGGGUUGGGAAUCUUUCUAGACUAAAAAGUUUCGUUUUCGUGGGUCGGUGUCAAGUCUAUCUCUCAUGUUGCUCCUCAGAAAACGCGUAGAAUAGUAAUGUCAUUGGCCCACUAGAUAAGGAUGGGACAAACGCUCUAGUCUAUGCGUUAGAAGGCAACUAGUAUUUUUGGUUAUUUUGGGAGGGAGUCUUUUUCUGUCUUGAGGGUUGGUUUGAUUGGAAAUCGAAAUGCCUCAACUUGAUAAAUUGACUUAUUUCUCACAAUUCUUCUGGUUAUGCCUUCUCCUCUUUACUUUUUAUAUUCUCUUUUAUAAUAAUAAUAAUGGAAUACUUGGAAUUAGCAGAAUUCUCAAACUACGGAACCAACUGCUUUCGCACCGGGGGAACAAGAUCCGGAGCAAGGACCCUAAUAAUUUGGAAGAUAUCUCGAGAAAAGGUUUUAGCACCGGUCUCUCAUAUAUGUACUCCAGUUUAUCCGAAGUAUCCCAAUGGACCGUCGACUAUUUGGGAAAAAGGAGGGAAAUCACUCUGAUCUCAGAUUUCGGAGAAAUAAGUGGCUCACGAGGAAUGGAGAGACAGAUUCUCUAUUUGAUCUCGAAGUCCUCAUAUAACACUUCUUCCAGUCGGAUCACUUGUUGGAAAAACAUAAUGCUCACACAUGUUCCACACGGGCAAGGAAGCAUAAUCUAAUGAACUUAGAUUCUUUUCUUUCUAUAGGACUGAGGAUCCUUGCCUAGAUCCAGAAAAAGUUGGAUGCACCGGAA